AUGGAGCAAGUAUUUAAAAACGGGGGGAUCAAAACACUAAAAAAAUCCCUCACCAAUUAUCCACGUAAAAGGCAAACAAACACCGGUCCCACACCCCAACCCAUCCACUCUGGUCAUCAUACUCGCACUCCCAUUUCAUUCUUAUCCUAUAAAACCUCCUCCUCAACUUCACAAAAAAAAACCCCAACUUUUCUCACAUCAUCACUCCACUUUCUCUCUCCUCCUUCACUCUCACUCAAGCUCUCAUCAAUGGCGGCCACUCCAACUCCUCCCCCUCCUCAAUCCCUAACCCGCGAUCAAUCCCUCUACCUCGCCAAACUCGCCGAACAAGCCGAACGUUACGAAGAAAUGGUCACUUUUAUGGACAAUCUCGUCACCUCCUCCGCCGACGUCGAACUCACCGUCGAAGAACGUAACCUUCUUUCCGUCGCUUACAAAAACGUCAUCGGAUCUCUUCGCGCUGCUUGGAGAAUCGUGUCGUCGAUUGAGCAGAAGGAGGAGAGUCGUCGGAAUGAUGAUCAUGUUCCUCUUGUUAAAUCUUAUCGUUGUAAAGUUGAAUCGGAGUUGUCCGAUGUUUGCGCUUCGAUUUUUAAGUUGUUGGAUAAUUAUCUGAUUCCGUCGGCUACUGCGACGGAAUCUAAGGUGUUUUAUUUGAAGAUGAAGGGUGAUUAUCAUCGCUAUUUGGCUGAGUUUUUGUCGGGUGAUGAAAGGAAGAAAGCUGCUGAAGAAACUAUGGUUGCUUAUAAGGCUGCUCAGGAUAUUGCUCUGGCUGAUCUUGCUCCAACACACCCUAUCAGAUUGGGGUUGGCACUGAAUUUCUCUGUGUUCUACUUUGAGAUACUUAAUUCAGCAGAAAAGGCUUGUAGUUUGGCAAAACAGGCCUUUGAGGAAGCCAUAGCUGAGCUUGAUACUUUGGGUGAAGAAUCCUACAAAGACAGUACACUCAUAAUGCAACUAUUGCGGGAUAAUCUCACUCUUUGGACAUCAGAUAUGCAGGACCAAAUGGACGAGGCAUAGAUGGGUAAACUCACAACUCUGCUCCUUGAAGGAGGUGGGCUUGAAUGUCAUUGAUUUCCUGUUAUCUGGACAAAUAUUUAUGCACAGAACCUUUGUAAAUGGAAAUUGUAUGAUUAUCCAGUCAACUUUUUUUCUUUUUUUUUUUUAAUUAGUUUUGAUGGCAGUUUUCAUGGGUAAAUAAUUUUAGAGACAACUGUUGUAUUAAGCUCCAAUACCGCAUGAUAAUUGUCUUCUAAUUGUAAUCUUAAAGCAUAAUCUUUAUAAGACUUGGAAUGUACCCUUUUCGUUCUCACCA
Messenger RNA from Chenopodium quinoa (quinoa), 1312 nucleotides. Its product is annotated as 14-3-3-like protein D. The coding region runs from base 1 to 1017 and encodes 338 amino acids. Gene Ontology annotation, cellular component: cytoplasm. The record is from RefSeq and is a predicted model, not a curated record. The transcript is spliced from 5 exons. NCBI's taxonomy places the organism in Eukaryota, Viridiplantae, Streptophyta, Magnoliopsida, Caryophyllales, Amaranthaceae. Gene Ontology annotation, biological process: signal transduction.